UCUACUGGGUAGCUGUUCUCAAGGGUUCCAGGAUCGGCAGGAAGCGGCGCUCCUGGCGCCGCUCGAGGAACUUGGGGCUCCCCCAUCACUUUUAACUUGAGUUUGAAGUUUCGCUGGACGCGAGUCGCGAGGCAGCUUCGCUCCUUUUUCUCAUGUCAGCCAGUUCCGGCCUUCUCAUCGUCUUCUUCCUCCUCGUCCUCUUCGUCUUCCAUCUCCCCUUCCUCCUCCUUCUCCUCCUCCUCCUCUUUCUCCUCUUCUCCUUCUCUCUUCUCCUACUCGUCCUCCCCCGCCAUCAGGGCGGGGCGGCAUCCCAAGUCUUGCGAGCUGUGCGUGCACGUCUCCUUCCUCCCGCCUCCCUCCUGUCUUCCCUCCUGCCUCUCACCUCCUCCUCUCUGGUCCAGCCUUUCGGCCUGCCUCUCCUGUCUUGCCUGCCAGCCUGCCUCCUAGCUCGCCGUCCUACGUGACCUCACCGUCGCUGCGGAGCUACCUCCUGAGGUGAAUAAGCGCCAAUCUAUGAUGAUGUUCGACCCACCCCUCAUGCGGCCUGUCGCCAUUCGCUAAUUACACUGUUUUUGUCGGUCUCCGCAGGCUCGGGCGGCCGAUCGCGCCGGUACUUGUAGAUAGUGCGUGUCACAGAGACGAUGCGUCGAAUGAUGCAUGCGACAUCCACAUUUGACACCAGCCCAUCAAUUCGGAGUGACACCGGGGACCUUCAGUCCCCAGUCGAAGUGACAGGGGGGGCAUGAUUUGUCACAAAUUUGUCCUCCCCAGCGUGUCAUCAAAAGCAGAGGGUCAAUUAGGACCGAAACUGGCCACAGCAAAGUGUGGUUUUUGUCUACGUUGUCUUGUGCCCAGAGGCUGUUCGCUUCUUGUGGCCCUUGCGCCGUCUGGGCGCCAUCCUUGACUCGACAUGCCUUCCACCCAAACUGGGUGGCAACGGUUUGUACUGUUACUGCGCUUCUGCGCCGCAGUGCGCGGGCUGAGCCGUCUUGGCUGAAGGCGCACCCUCGUUUGCCGAGAGUCGCAAAAGAUUCCUCACAGGCGCACGCUGGAGCGUCACACGCGGAGAGCGGCUGAAGCGGCAGAGGGACGGGC
Prorocentrum cordatum is the source of this 1095-nucleotide messenger RNA. The record is from the annotation of a GenBank genome assembly. Lineage: Eukaryota; Dinophyceae; Prorocentrales; Prorocentraceae.